GAAUUGGUUCAACCGGUAACGAACGCCACAACUGCUUCGAUUUAGCGCGAGACAACAACGUAAUUAUUUUGUUGCAUCGAUACGACCGAAAGCAAAGCCUGUCAGCGACACUGAGUUUGUGUUGGUUUCGUCUUACAAACGCGUAUUUGUUGAUUUUCAGUGUUUCUCGACGAAAUACUUGAAAAAGUUUUUUUCUCCCGCUCAGAUUGAUUGCCGAAGUUUGGAAAAAUGCCGAAAAAGAAGGCUGCACCGGAAUCGUCAUCAUCAGACAGCGACUCAGGACCAGACGAUCGCACACCAGUAAAGAAACCGAAAAAAGACAGCGAUGGCAACUUACAGUUCGAGUUGAGCAACAAUCGACGGGUAACGGUGAGUUCGUUCAAGGGCAAAGUUUACGUGAACAUUCGUGAAUUCUACCAGAAGGACGGCGACUGGUUACCGGGCAAAAAAGGCAUCGCACUUUCGCCAGAGCAAUGGAACGCGCUGUUGGAAAAGUCUGAUGAAAUCAACAAAGCGAUCAAAGAAACCUAAAAACCUUCUCUGUUCAUUUCAUUUCAUUUUGGUCAUUGAAAAAUAAACGCACAUUGCGAAUCCAACUUGGAAA
Molecule: messenger RNA, 604 nt
Organism: Sitodiplosis mosellana (orange wheat blossom midge)
Lineage: Eukaryota; Metazoa; Arthropoda; Insecta; Diptera; Cecidomyiidae
Gene: Ssb-c31a
Product: RNA polymerase II transcriptional coactivator
Exons: 2
Coding region: 229-531 (100 amino acids)
Biological process (GO): positive regulation of transcription initiation by RNA polymerase II
Molecular function (GO): transcription coactivator activity; DNA binding
Source: RefSeq, a predicted model, not a curated record